Messenger RNA from Danaus plexippus (monarch butterfly), 5128 nucleotides. RefSeq lists its product as uncharacterized. The coding region runs from base 619 to 3021 and encodes 800 amino acids. NCBI's taxonomy places the organism in Eukaryota, Metazoa, Arthropoda, Insecta, Lepidoptera, Nymphalidae. The transcript is spliced from 18 exons. The record is from RefSeq and is a predicted model, not a curated record.
AGCAAUGUGGCAACAUUGUUAUUAUAAUUUUUGUUGCUUGCAUUCUCAAACUCGGCUAUCUCAGCCCUCGGGUUUCGUCACAUCACUCGUCAGUCAGAUUUGCGCAGGUGGCGUGAUUGGACGUAUUGACGCAUGCGCUCGAUCAAUUAACCGGAUAAAUGAACACUGACAGAUCAUUUAAUUUUAUUUUUAUCGUAAAAAUAAUAAUAAAAAAUAAUCAAACUGUAUUUAUUUAGAGAAGUGUCCGUUGCAUCUUAAAUACUGAACGUGUAUAAGAAGUUACAGUGUUUUGAUGAAUAAAAGAAAUCGAUUAGUGCUUCUCUAGUUGCUUUUAUGUAUAUGAUUUAUAUUAUUUCAUUAAAAUUUGUCGACAAGUGACACCAUCGUAACUGUUAGUGUCGUGAGAACAGGUUUUUGGAACGGUAGUGUUUUUUGUACAUUUCAUUGUUUAUGUGAAACCAUACUUCGCUACAGUUUGAAUCUCGUUUAGAACCAGUGGAUACUGUGAUCUGUUGCACCUACGUUACUUCAUCUUUGAAUGAUAAUUGAGAGGGCGUGAGGGGAGUGUCGGAGGGCGAAGGAUGAUCGCGGAUCAAACAGCACGCCGCGCUCGGCAAUAUGGCCGCCCUGUCAUGCUACCAACCGUGUCGGUCGCAUCUAGCUCAGCCUGCUAGGUGUCUCGACGAAGACGAAUACGAGCUAUCAUCGCUAACGAUACGUCGGCGGCAGUUGAUAGAAAGAUGUCACGACACGAGGACGGGGCGGAACAGGGAUCUCAUACCUGAGGUGUCCGUCAAGAAGACGAGGGAGGAGUUAGCGAAGCAUGCGGCGCAGAACGCGCAGCUCGCGAGGAGGCUGAACGUGGAGUCUGGCUGGUCGAAGGUCGAGGAGGUCCGCAAGAAGUUUGAGGGUGCCGCGACCACUUCCUACUCCCGGUCAUUUGAGUCACCGCCGAGACGUCGUCUGGCCGACUCUCUGUUCGCAAGCUUCAAGCUUCCAAGGAAGAAGGAGAUGGCUGCUCCCAGGUCGAUAGUUCCGCAGCAGAAGAGGAAGUCGGCUGUCGAGCUACUGGCGGAGACUAAGGCCUUCUACGUCAAGUCUGAGACUGUUCUGGACAGGAAACAAGAACUGCCUCUGAGGGUAAGCAGCGGCCUGAGCCAGGCGAUAGCGGCUGGGGGUUGUCAUCUAGUCAGCUCGGGGACCCUCGGCAAUGAGGCCUGCUGCAACCCUUAUGCCACAACUCGUGUGGGCGAUCGCCGCCCGGUGUCCGGGGGAGGGGGGCUGCAGAACACAUUGCGGAGAUUACUGGAACAAACAGACAGCAGAGAGAACGUGUACACACCCGCAUACAUGUCUCAAAAAAUGUUCGCGGACACCAGAAGGAUAAAGGAUCCGUAUCCAGAGCGUGAGACGUCUCGUUCGCAGCACACAUCCGGUACUUUCUCUGGGACCUCCUCGUCGGGAACUUCCGGCUCCAAGCAGAGGUCCGACGACAAGACCAGACCCUUGAGCUUCGGGGACGCGAGGGUCUUCUUCCCCGACUCCUUCGUCAUCCCGCGCCAGAGACCCGCGGAGGUUGUCAUUAAGAACACAUAUUCUAUACCAAGCCCUCAAUCGAGUCCUCACACCAACGAGCGAGCUGACCUAGCAGCCAUCUCUCCACCGGCCGAAUAUGCACACUCCACGCCGAGAUAUAUCAGAUCCAACUCUCACUCUCAGCCGAGCGGCCGCGAGGACGAGGCCACCAAUAUAAACAGUCACAAAUCGCUCCCGGACCUGCAUGCGCAGGCGCACAUCUAUCCGGAACAAGUGAACGUGGUGGUGAGCGCGGAGUCCGCGAGCCGCUCUCCCCGGCGAAGACGACACUCGGCACAUCACCGUACAGCAUCAUGCUCCUCUAAAGGAACCAGAUCGAAUCAUUCUUCACUGAUGUCAUCCUGCGACGCCUUCUCCGAACAUCCGUCACCAGAGGAGAACUAUCAGUCAUAUAACAGCCGCUGCGGAUCUUCGUUCGCGCGAGACUCGGGCGGCUCUAGCGGACACUACACGCAGAGGAGCGCCCCGCCUCACGCACACCACGACAGAAACAGGGGUUACGGCUACCACACUAACAGCGGCAGUACGCUGGAGCAGUGCUACGUGUCCGCCCCCCCUCAGUUCCAGGACGGCGCUCCGUCGCCGGGCGCGAGUCCGUCACCCCCUCCACCUCCCCCGCCCCCCUCCGCCCCGCACUACACGCCCGCAGCGCCCGCCGCGGGCACACACGGGGCUCACCCCCGGGUCGGGAUACAUUUCCAGGCCAGCGCCCCCCCUCCCCAGUUCCAGGACGAGCCGCUGUACGACUACAACGGCUACGACUACGACUGCACCUACAAGACGCCGCUGAAAUGUCUCACGGGGACUCCGCCGAGGAAGGACUAUACGAGGGAAUACUCCAGAUAUCACGAGCCGAGCACGGAGCUGAUCAGCAAGCAGCCUCAGUACCAGGAGUCGAGGCUGAGACGUCUGGACGAACAGCAGCAGUACGUCAACAUUGACGCGAGAAAGAUGUGUACCCCGGAAGAGGCGACUUCGCCCCUCGGGACUUUCAAACGACAGCGGUGUCUCAGAUACAAACAAAGACGACCUAGACCCAUACUGAGGUCCAAGUCAGAUAUAUCAGACAGAUACAGGCGUUCGGACGGCCGCAGUCCGUCGUCGGCGCCGUGCGAGGUGUCCCCCAGCAGUCCGUCCGAGGGCUCCGGUCGCCUGCACCGCUUCUUCGACUACCUCGGCCUGGAGUCGCGCCAGUACGAGGCGCUGUUCAACGACGCCGAUGAAGACAGCCCCGUGUUUUUCUCGUCCGCCUCCACCGUCGACUCCAACCAGGUCGCCGCGGCCGCUGACUAUACUGUACAAGGUCCGGGGGUGCAGAAGCAAAUAUACCGCAACACGGAGCCGCCCAGCGUGGUGGAGAGGAACGCUAGGAUCAUUAAGUGGCUGUGUCAGUGUCGGAAGGCGCAGAUACCGCCGCCGCAAUAGAUUGACAGGUGACAGGUGACAGGUGACAGUGACAUCUAAAAGAACGGACCCCACAGACCAAGCUGCCAAAUGAGAAUCAUAUAAUGAUAAACAUUCACACUUACACAAACCAGUCCGGCGCGCGUUGCGAUUAAUGAAAUUUUAUUUUGAAUGCCACAACAGACCCGUAUAAAACACUCGGACAAACUUGGAUGUGCAAUAUUUUAAACGCUCCGUAGUAACAUGAUUGUUUUCGUAUAUAUCGUGAUUUCCGUUUAAACCGUAAAAUGUGUUCUUAUAUAAUGAAUUAUAUGCAUAAAUAUAUAUUUUUAUCUGUAUACGAAUUAAAAAUGAUAACAUAACAUGCGACCAACUCUAAGAAAUAAAUAUAAAUGUAUUUUAAAUAAAGAGAACUAUUUAUUUACGAAAAAAAAUUAAUAAAACGUAAUUAAAUUAAAUCUUAGAUCACGUGCUAUUGAUCGGCUAUUGUUAUAUAACAAUUAAAUUGACUCAAAACUUUUAUGAGUUGUUAAAAAAAAUUGCAGCAUAAAACCUAAUCCUAUUUUCCUCGUUUAAAUAAUUCUAAUAACAUUUUAAUAAAAUAUAAGUGCCAAAACGUUUAAACGAUAAACAUUUUCUAGUCAAUUAAAAAACUUAGUUUUCAUUGGCCGUAUAUAAAAUUCAAAACAUCCGCCAGGAGAAAAAAACGUGGCGACUGCAAAACUAUAACUGUUAUAACAUUGUUUAAUAUGAUUUAAAAUGUUACUUGAAAAAUAAAAUUAAAAUUAACUGUGUACAAGUCACGAGCUUAGAUGUAGUGGAAAUGUUAUUUAAAAAAUGUAAAUUAUAAGAAAAUUUAAAGCCCAUAGGGUAUAAAAUUCAGUUUGACAACAGUUUUUCUUAUUUUAUACACUAUGAUUGUUUUCCGUUUUACCAUGUUAUGUAUAAAUCAAAAAUUAAAUUGAUGAAAAAAAUAUAUAUAUAUAUUUACUUGACAUUUGAACAUUUUAGGUAAUAAUUGUUUUGGUUGCUAUAUGAUAAUUAGGGAAAUAGAAUUUUCAAAGUUGCUAAAUUUCUAAAAAUCUGAUAAUAAAUUUUCAUUUAAAAGAUAAUGAAAAAAAAAAUAUUAAAAAAUUUGUAUUAUAUAAACACGUUCCUGUUAAGGAUUUGUCAUAAUUUAUAGAAAUUUCCUUUAGAUUUGUAUUUAUAUUUGUUAGAAUAGAAUUUUAAGUGUAAGCUACAGUUGUUAAGCACAAAACUGAUUACUUUACAACAACAACAUAUAACUAUGAAUCUACUUCAGAAUUAUACUGGCAUUAUCUGUGUAUAAUUCUCACAGAUAAUUAAAAAUCUCACAUAUAUAAAUAAGUAAUGAUUUGAUAAAACCUGCAUACUGUUCUGAUAAUAUUUAAGUCUUUAAUUUAAUUACAAAAAAAAAAAACUGUAGUUAUUUCAAUAUUUAGUCAUUUUUUAGUAAUAAGUUUUCAUAACACAACCUCGGAGCGAAUACGCUCUGGAGUAAAUGACAAUAUAAAAAAAAUAACGAAUAAUAUAAAGCAUAAUGUAACCAAUAGUGUUAAUUAAUUUUAUAUAACAUGUAAAUACAUUGGUAUAACUACAAUAACCUUAGAAUAAACUGUUAAAUUUGAUGCAAAUCGUUCCGUUGAUUGUAAUGUUUGAAAUAUAAAUGGCCUCACCGAUGAAUUGGUCGUAAUUACGUAUAAGAUGUUCCUUUAUGUUGAAGGCAUUUAAAUUUUCUAAAAGACUGCCAUUUUAAUUUUCAAUUUUCUGUGAUAUAACGCAUGUUGGUACACAUUCUCUGUUGUAUUACGGAUGUGGUUAAGGUGAGUUAGUGUAAAAUGUCGCUAUGAUAAAUGACCGCGACGUUUUUGUUUGCAUUUUAAACUUCUUGUAAUUCUAGACUAAGAUAUUUCCAAGUAUGAAUGAUUUAAAUUUGUAGACUCGUAGUUCACUUUCCUUAUACCGUACAAUGAUUAUUGAUUAGUGUUGAAGUAUUAUAUUUAGUGUUGCAUGCUCCCAAAAUUAUUAUGUUUUUGUAAAUAAAAUUUACUUUGUUAGAAUUUUAAUGUAAUGAAAGAAUUAUAUUGCGGUCUGAUGACUAUUAUAA